AUUUUAAUUUGUGAACAUUAUCAUUAGUAUUUUCCUCAUAAAUAUUCUGUAUUUACUUAAUAUUAGUUAAUUUACUGUUUGUGAAUAAUUGUGAAAGUAAGACCUUUAUUCAGAAUAUAUAUUAUUGAUUGACUGUAUUGAUAUGACUGUACCUUAUAUCUUUGCCAUAGUGUACUACAAUUAUUGACAUUUAAAAAUAAAAAUAAAUAAUAGUGUUGAAAGAUCAAUGUUAUUAAAUAACAUAAUUAUCACAUUGCAUGGAAAAGUGAAAAAAAGUAAAAGUUUCUGUUCUCUUGGCUACCAGAUUUUUGCAAUUUAUUAAAUUAUUUAGUAAGCCCAUAACAUUAUUAAAUUAUUUUAAGCCCAUAACAUUUAUAGCAAUUAUGAAGUUUAACCUUUAAUUUUAUUAUUAACUAUUUCUCUUCUUUUUGUUGUUGUUGUUGUUGUUAUUGUUGCAAGAUUCAAUGUACUUAUCCUUUUUAGUAGGUAAAACUUUAAUUUUACACAAUGUCUCAGCAUUCAGAAAAAGAGUGUAUUGAUGCUAGCACAACAAAUAUUGGUUUUUGCACAUCUCCUUUAAAUAAAUUUGUAUGGAAUAUGGCUAACACAAGAGUAUUAUUAGAUUUAUGGAAAGAUAAUUACAAAGCAUUAACAUCUGCAAGAAGAAACACAAAUAUUUACAAACAAAUGGCAGCUGAAUUUUCAAACACAUUUAAUAUCGUACCUCCGUUAACUGGAUAUCAAAUUCAAUCUAAAAUUGGUAAUUUGAGGAAGCAAUUUAGACGAGAAAAACUUCAAGUUGGUUCAUCGGGAGGAGCUCCUAGUAAAUUGCGGCCUUAUGAUAUUGUUGCCAAAAUAAUAGGUAGUGAAGCUUCCCUUGACAAUGACCUUUUAUCUCAAAGUCAAAACUUUUUUACUCAAGAUUUUCAAGAUGGUCAGAUUGCCACAAUAGAAGAUGGCAAGGAGACUGUCAGUAUUUUAAAUAUUGAAGCUUUGGAUGAUACAAGUGAUGUGCAAUCAAUUGUCACUAUUCCUGAUGAGGAACCAACUCAAUCUACAUUCGGCUGCAAUAAACGAAGGAGCUCUGAUGAUGAAAAAACUUUGAAUAAAAUAGCAAAAACUGAACCGGUGAAAAAAAACGAUGCAAUUGAAAAUGCAUCUAAAGCCCAAGUAGAUGUGUCUAAAGCCCAAGUAGAAUAUUAUAAAUUUUUAAUAAAAAAAUAAGGUGCUCUAUUAGUCAAGAUAUCUUUUUAGUAAUUAUGUUAAAGUUGAAAGGUCAGUAUUUUUUCAACAGUAUACCUUGUUUACAAUUCUAUGCAAUAUAUAUUUCAUAAGGUUUUUCAAUGUUUUAACUAAAGAGAUGGUUAGUGAAAUAUUGUACAAGCUUGUAGAUGAAGCUCUAUUUAUAUAUAUUUUUUCAUGUUACCAUAUUACUUUUAUCAAAGAAAUUUUUACUUUAUGUAAAAUAAAAAUGUUUUGUGAUUUCAAGCAUUAAAAUGCAUAUCUGGUGGUAUUUUUUAAAUUUGUCAUAUUAUUUUAUAAAUACCUUUUUUUGUAUCUCUAUGCUAUAUAUAUUUAGUAUUUUUACCAAAUAAUUUUUUUUUGCGAUAUGAAGCAAGCCUGUAGAUGAAUUAUAGUGAUAUGUUUUUUGCCAACGUGUUUUGUUUUUAAUUUAUACAAAUUGCAUUUCAUGUUUCAUUUUUGUUUUUGUUAACAGAUCAUGCUGUAUCAAUUUUAACAAAAUGGUUUUUAAAAAUGUGUUUUAAUUUCUCUUGAAUUGUAAUAUAAUAAGUAUUAUAUUUAUUUAAUAUAUUUAUAUAGUUUUAAUAGCUUUUUAGGGAGACAUCUGUAAAGGAAAAAACUAUUGGAAAAUUAUGGAAAGCGUUUUGGCCGUACUUCGAUCAAGAAGUAGAACAUUAAUCAAUGAUGAAUCAAUCACCCAUUUUCAUAUUUAGAUUUAGCUUCCUUUAAGUUAAAUCAACAAGGGUAUCUGAUUGAAAGAAAAGUUUGGGUUAGGCCGAAAAGUUCUCAAUGGUUUAAUGAGAUUUUUAAUCAAAUGGAGGAAUGUGAAUUUAAAGAGCAUUUUCGAGUAAACCGUAACACAUUUAAUUUCCUAGUUAAUGAAUUGCAUCCACAUUUAGGCCAAACUACCACAACUAUGCGAGAACCUAUUUCAGUAGUAAAACGUGUUGCAGUUGCAUUACAUUAUCUAGCUUCAUGUGAAGAGUAUCGUGUUGUGUCUAGCCUUUUUGGCAUAGGAAAGUCAACAGCAAAUUUAAUUGCUCAUGAAUUUAUUAAUGCUGUUAAUGACAUUUUGCUCCCUAAAUAUGUUAAAUUUCCAUUGUCAGUGGAAAAUUUAAAUAAUCAUAGUAGAGAUUUCGAAGCUAUUCUUGGUUUUCCUCAAUGCGUUGGAGCUGUUGAUGGAUGCUACAUCCCUAUUUUAGCCUCUAAAGAUCAAGCAAUUUCUUAUUAUAAUUAUAAAGGGUGGUAUUCCAUUGUACUUUUUUCCAUUGUAGACUGUCGAUACCGUUUCAUUUAUACAAGUGUUGGAUCGCCUGGUAAAAAUAAUGACAGCUAUAUUUUGCAUAAUUCUUCUUUGAAAGCAAUUUUAGAAUCAAGUCUAUUUGAUAAAUGUUGUAAAGAGCUUGGCGAUUCUCUUGUUCCGCUAUGUUUGAUAAGUGAUUCAGCAUCUCCUUUAACGCGUCAUUUGUUAAAACCUUAUCCUGAAAAUUCGGAGCUUAGUGAAAUUCAAAAAAAUUUCAAUAAAAUACUUUACGGAGCUAGAAGAGUAGUUGAGAAUGCUUUUGGGCGCGUUAAAGCUCGAUUCGGUGUAAUUUGCAAACGUAUGGAAUGCGAUAUUAACUUUGCUACAAGAAUUGUUAAUGCUUGCGUCACUCUUCACAACAUUUGUGAAUAUUAUGACGAUAUUAUUAUAAUAGAAUGGCUUAUGCAUCAUCAUGAUGACAGUCUAGCUCAACCCAAUACAGUUUCUACAACAGGGAACAAUGGACCAGAAAAAAAUGUUCGUGACUCAAUUGCUAAAUACCUUUAUGAAAGGGACAAGUAAAGUAGUAAUAAUAUUAUUUAUUAUUUAAAGCUUUAGCUGUAAUAUGGUUAUGUAUUUACUUACUUUCCUUGAGGUUA
Molecule: messenger RNA, 3144 nt
Organism: Hydra vulgaris (swiftwater hydra)
Lineage: Eukaryota; Metazoa; Cnidaria; Hydrozoa; Anthoathecata; Hydridae
Source: RefSeq, a predicted model, not a curated record